This is a messenger RNA of Staurois parvus, 348 nucleotides long. Lineage: Eukaryota; Metazoa; Chordata; Amphibia; Anura; Ranidae. The record is from the annotation of a GenBank genome assembly.
CGCUCUCCUGUGCCCCCUACGGACACAGCUGAUCCCGCAAGUUCCACCCACCUGUGCCCAGCAGUGCGCCCACUAGCUCCGCCCACCUGUGCCCAGCAGAUCACCCACCUGUGCCCAGCAGUGCACCCACCUUUGCCCAGCAGUGCACCCACCUGUGCCACUCUGCAGUGCCACCUACCUGUGCCCAGAAGUGCCACCUACCUGUGCCCAGCAGUGCCACCUACCUGUGCCCACCAACCUGUGCCCACCAGUGCCACCCACCUGUGCCCACCCACCAGUGCUGCCCACCAGUUCCACCCACCAGUGCAGCCCAGCAGUGCUGCCAGUCAGUGUCGCCAGUCAGUGCCC